Conger conger (European conger) is the source of this 2461-nucleotide messenger RNA. RefSeq names its product BTB/POZ domain-containing protein KCTD21-like. NCBI's taxonomy places the organism in Eukaryota, Metazoa, Chordata, Actinopteri, Anguilliformes, Congridae. The coding region runs from base 250 to 1089 and encodes 279 amino acids. The record is from RefSeq and is a predicted model, not a curated record. The transcript has a single exon. Gene Ontology annotation, molecular function: protein binding. Gene Ontology annotation, biological process: protein homooligomerization.
GAAAACGAAGGUGAAAUUAAAAGAAAAAUCUGACAUAGAAACAACAAAACCUUUCAUUUAAAUUUAAACAGACCUGGAUCUAGUGUCUGUCUGCAUCGUUGGCAUCUUUGUAGGUCUCGAAGAUAAAGUUACUUGAUUAGAUUCUGUGACUUCCUUAUUUAUCUCAACAUUUGUCAGUUGCUGAUUUAUUGUUUUAUGUAUACGACAGCUUUUUAGUUAUUGUCUAUAAAUCGAUUCUUAGACAAGACGAUGCUGAACUUGAAUAGUCCAGACAGUAAUUCUUUCCAGGACCCUGUGUCCCUCAACGUCGGCGGAGAGGUGUAUACCACUACUUUGGACACACUUACGCGCUGCAGGGACUCCAUGUUGGGUGCGAUGUUUACUGGGCAGAUCCCGCUCCUCCGAGACAAACGAGGCAACUUUUUCAUAGACCGCGACGGUAAAGUAUUCCGUUACAUCCUCAAUUACCUCAGAUCCAACAGCCUUGACCUACCUGAUGACUUCAAGGAGAUGGCAUUGCUUAAGCGAGAGGCGGACUUCUUUCAAAUACGACCUCUUCUGCACGAGAUACGGCGCUAUGAGUCUGGGCCACAUGGGGUAAACUGGCGAAGUGCCGUGCUCAAUACAGAUGUGGAUUGCCAGGUACGCGUAUUGCACUUCAACUUGAAACGUGGGCCGGAGAAUUACGAGUUGCGUUCCUGCGCCGUGCGUGUUUACACUGCCAAUGUAUUCUGCACUUCAUGCGCCGUCAUAGAACUACUCUGUACCCGUUUCUCAUACCGGACGCGGGAAGUUACAGCAUCCCCGCAAUCCAGCGAGGAAAGGCCGAACUAUCUUCAUUUGGAAUGGGCGCCUCGGCCAGAAGAGUUGCCACAGGACCAGUACGAGAAGCACAGUUACCGAGAACUAACGGUUACAUCUCAGGUGACUUUCCCCGCAACCUCACUAACGUCUGCAAUUCCAGACACUCGUGCGUUCAUGGAGGAAAUGCUGAAGGUCGCCCUGUCUGAAGGGUUUCGCAUGGACUACGUCUCCCCUGAUCCUUCAGACAUCCUUAACUGCCGGUCGCUGCGAUUUGUUAGGUAUUAAGGCGCUUGAUAUUGACGCAGGAAGGAUAAUAAUGAUUACAUCUUACUACCACUAUUUUUCUCAGAUAAGUUAGGCAUUUAAACAAGAUGUUUUACGGUGUUUACAUCUAAUCCCGAAACACUAUUACAAAACAUUACUUGAGUAACAAGUAGCCUGAUUUAGCUUUUCUAGAAUAAUACAGUAGGCAACUGAUCUCAGAGAGUAACCAAGCUAAGUAAAUGUUUGUAUGGGAACCUGUAUUACAGUUAUGACCAUUAUGAAAGGUUUUUGAACAUCAUUCAAAAUUAGCGUUUUGCCAGUCAAGACUCCUUCUUGAAACGUUUUCUUUGAAACUUCUUUAACUGUCCUUUCCUUUAGUAAUGUCUAAUUUGUUGGUUGCAAGUAUUCCUACUGCUUCCUCCUUCCUGUUCCUGUACCUGGACCCUACAGAUAGAAAAUGAGGUCCACCUCAUUAAAAUUGGGGACAAAUGAGAAUGUCUAAGCUUGGACGCAACUGAAACAGGUGCUGCACAGUACAAUUUUAACAAACUGGUGUCUGGACAUACCAGCCUUUCUUUUGUAUUGUAUCCUUGGCAGGUUUGGAGACAUCAAAAGAAUGCUGGUUGAAUGUUGGCCAAAUCCAUGCUGUCGCAAUACUUCCCAAGUGUUAAAUCAUGUUCAGUUUCUGCCUUGGAAACUUACAUUAUUUCUAGGCGGUGACAAAUAGAUUCUCCUGUGGAAUAUAAGGGAAAGAGAAAGGGAAAACAUUCCUCAAAUGAAGGUACAUUUUAAUGAUGGGAUUCCCAUAACCAAACCAAAAUGAUCACACUGCAGGUGAAAACUAUUUUCCCCAUUGCCCUUUAGAAUAGCAGACAGGGCACAUAAGCAUACAUCACAACAAAUACCGUCUGUGGACUUUUAAAUGCCAAACAGACGAGACCUUAAAUAUCUGCUAUUCAUACAAACCGUUGUUAUUAUCAUCUUUGGUCAUCAAAAACACAAUUGGUGACAGAUCUUUUAAAUCAGAAUACUGGUCAGUGCAGUUGUUUGAGGUGUAUAUACCAUGUCCCUGUUGCUCAAUUCAGCAGUGUCUCACCUUACAGGUCGAUGUAAUGUAUUCAGAUGAGACUAUUUAAAUAUGACCAUGUUUACAAAGUAAAAAGGUUGUUGCUUUAAAUAAUGACUGAAGCACAUGUUUAAAUUAUGUUAACAAAAUUGUUUUUCCAACCCCCUUGAUAAUAUCCUUUGGAAUCACCCUGUUGAAUCUGCUAUUCAUGCUGCUGUUUGAAGACAUCUCAUUUAUCAACCCAGCAACAAGAGCAAAUUCAGCCUUUAAAACCAAACAGUGCAUAUAUGCAUUGGUCCUAACACCAAUAAAUACAGGUGUACAAAA